UAAAAAUUAUCGAAGUAGUCACAAAUAAAUAUCUAAAAAUAACAAAAAAAUCAAAAUACUAAAAAUUUAUAUUUGUUCUCCAUCCAAAUAUUUAAGUAUUUAGUCUUACAUUAUUCAAAUUUUUAUGUUCUAUAUUAUUUUAUUUUUGGAUUUUGAGGACUUAAGUAUAUUUUCAUUUUAAAAAAAUACAUAAUUAAAAUGGAUACCUGAACUCGAAUCCGAAUUGAACCCGCAGUGAUUUGAACCAAAUUCAAACCAAAUUCAACUGGAAUUUGAAAAUAUCCGAAUCAAAAUUAAAUUUCCAACAUAAAAAAUUCGAAAUAUGAGUAGAUCAACUGAAUCCGAAAAGAUAUCUGAAUGUUCAUCUCUAGAAAGAGUUAUACGACAAAUCCUUAUUAUAACAAAAUAAAUAAUCUAAUCAUCUUUUUAUGGGCGGUUCAAUUCAGAAGGUAUUAUGUAAUCAAAUUAAUAUGGCGCUAAAAUGCUAGUUUAUCACCAAACUAUAUCUACUGUUGGGGUCUUAGGAUCAAAUGGAAGAUAGCAUGCGAGUCUUGACGCAACGCCGAUUGUAGUUGUCCUUCAACAACUCUCUGCGCCAACAUGAACCAAGGAAAAUGAUGAUCUAUAACAACAACUAUCUAGGUUAAACAAGAGCCUAUGACAAUGAUGGCCUACGCCAACGAUUCUCCAAAGAAAGAGAAACUCGACUCAAUAAAUAUGUAUCGAGUGGCCAAAAAAAAAUGAGAGAGAGCAAUAGGUGCAAAUUAACCAUAACUUAGACGAGCAUUAACGCUGAUCCUUAGUAGAGUUUUAAGGUAAAAAAAUGAUUUAAAUAAAAGGAAAAUAAAAUAAAACAGGAGUUAUCGAUCCUUAAUUAGAGAGUUUGGUUACCGAUUAUAACUGGAGUUUUAUACACACGUGUCCCCAUUCUGUGUUAUUUUUUAUUUUUUAAUUUUUCUUUCUUUCGUUCUUUCUUCCCUCCUCUCACUUCUUGUCUUCUCGUGUUCUCCGUCCAAAGAAAGUCGAAACCGACGAUUGAUCCAAACCCACCACCGAUCUUCCACACAGAUCCUCAACACCGAUCCUCCAUACUGAUCCUCCGUCUCGCGUUCGUUUUCAUCUUCUCCUCUUCUCCGUGACGGAGGAGGGAUCGAAACCCAUCACGAAGACGACGAUUCUCCCGCUCUUCAUGGCGUCUCCUCCGUCUUCUCCGUCUUCUCCGUCUUCUCCACCGAUCGAAACCCAUCACCAAGGAUAACGCUUCUUUUGUUCCGUCACAAGAAGGUUCCAAUCCCACCACAGACGACGUCUCUCUCUCUGUCCUGAAGGCGCCUCCUCCGUCGCUUCUCGUGUUCUCCGGCAGAAGAACGAUGCAAACCCACCACGGACGACGACUGUCUCGGUCCUCACGGCGUCUCCUCCGACUCUCGGUCCUCACGGCUUCUCCUCCGACGAGUGUCUCGGUCCUCACUGAGAUCACUACCCAAGUAAUUAACUUUCUCACUUCAUUCAUCUUAAUUAGUGUUAUAAAGAUUAUUUAGCUAGCUUAAGGAUCAAGUCUUGGCUAUGUUUUUUAGCUUAGGCUCUGUAUUUAAGUUUGUCUCAUAUCAGUGGUUAGCAAUAACAUAAGUGAGUGUGUUGAAGUUGGAUCAUGGUCUAAGUUCAUUGUGUUUGCUCAUUUUGACAGGGUUGAGGCGAUGUGAACAGGUUUACACAUCCAGUUCUUGCAUUAACCAAACACAACUUGAGAUUGUCGUUGAGAGAGAAAGAAGUCACGAGCUUUGUAUGUGAGAGGACAAGACAAAAGAAGUCAGGAGACAGAGUUUUGUAUGUUUGUAUGCAAGUUGAAGUCACGAGCUUUGUAUGUUUUGUAUGUCCGUGUCACGCGUUUUGGUUGUUUCUGUCACGAGUUUUGUGCGUUUUGUGUCACGAGUGUAUGGUUAACAAGUGUAUGUGUCACGAGUGUUGGUUGUGUAACUCUUCUCUGCUGCUCUAUAUAAAGCAUUGCAAUGCAUUUCAUUAUUUUCACUCUACUCUCAUCAUCACAUUCCUUCCGUUCUUAUCAUAAUCACGAACUCUCAUCAUCACAUUUCUUCCGUUCUUAUCAUAAUCACAAAAACGUUACACUCUACUCUCAUCAUCACAUUUCAUUGUUUUUUUAUCUUGUCUUACAUUGAUCACCAAAAAAAAUAAAGUUUUUCCUCAUCCUUCAAGUUAUAAAGUCUUCUCUUCGACCACAAAUUUUUCACGUUCACAAAAAAAAGAAAAAAAAAAUCUAUGGCUUCUUCUUCACAUAACACUUCUGAGGGAGUAGAUGAUUUUGAUCAAUAUUUUGAUCAAUAUUGCGAUCAAUAUUGCGAUCAAUAUUUUGAUCAAUAUUUUGAUCAAACGUUCGAGGAUAUGUGCAUAAAUCAUGGUGAUCAAGAAGAUACAAGGAAAAAAAAGAAAAAAACGAGUCUACAUCGAAAGAAAUCGUGAAGAAGGCAAUGUGCGUUUAUGGAAUGAUUAUUUCAGUGAAACUCCAACAUAUCCUCAAAAUCUAUUCCGACGACGAUUUAGAAUGAACAAGCCAUUGUUCACGCGUAUUGUUGAUCGACUCUCCAAUGAAGUUGAAUUCUUUCGACAAAAGAAUGAUGCUCUCAGAAGGUCUAGUCUCUCUCCACUUCAAAAGUGUACAGCAGCCAUUCGUGUCUUAGGAUAUGGUAUUGUGGCUGAUGCUGUUGACGAAUACCUCCGACUCGGUGAAACUACUACUCGGUCAUGUGUCGAACAUUUUGUGGAAGGAAUAAUUUAUUUAUUCGGCGAUGAGUACCUACGAAGACCAACAUCGGCUGAUCUUCAACGUCUACUUCAAGUUGGUGAGUUCCGUGGAUUUCCUGGGAUGAUAGGAAGCAUCGAUUGUAUGCAUUGGGAGUGGAAGAAUUGUCCCACCGCUUGGAAAGGGCAAUAUACACGUGGUUCGGGAAAACCCACAAUUGUUUUAGAGGCGGUUGCUUCGUAUGAUCUAUGGAUAUGGCAUGCGUUUUUCGGACCUCCAGGUACAUUAAAUGAUAUCAAUGUUCUUGAACGCUCACCUGUUUUUGAUGACAUAAUAAAAGGUCAAGCUCCGCAAUUCACUUUCUCUGGUAAUGGAAGCGAGUAUAAUUUGGCUUACUAUCUCACCGACGGUAUUUAUCCGAAAUGGGCAACUUUUAUCCAAUCUAUUCCAAUGUCACAAGGGCCGAAAGCGGUUUUAUUUGCUCAACAUCAAGAAGCUGUCCGAAAAGAUGUCGAGCGUGCUUUUGGAGUCUUGCAAGCUCGUUUUGCCAUUGUUAAAAAUCCCGCGCUUUUUUGGGAUAAAGCCAAAAUUGGGAAGAUCAUGAGAGCAUGUAUCAUACUCCAUAAUAUGAUCGUCGAAGACGAGCGAGAUGGAUAUACCCUAGUUAAUGUUUCAGAGUUCCAAGCAGGAGAAGACACCGGAAGUUUACAUGUCGAUCUCGAUUAUUCUACAUAUAUGCCUACAAAUAUCGCUAAUAUGUUAGGUGUUCGAACCAGAAUUCGUGAUAGACAAAUGCAUCAACAACUCAAAGCUGAUUUGGUUGAACAUUUAUGGAGUAAAUUUGGACAUGACGAAGACAACAACUGAGUUCAGAAUGUUUCUUUCAAAUUAUUCUCGUUUAUUUUAGUAAUCCUGUUUUUUUUAAAAAAAAAAUUAAAAUGUAUGUUUAAAAUGUUCUAUUUUAUUAAGUUUUAUUUAAUAAAAAAAAAUUAUCUUUCAAAAAAAAAAUUAAGAAUCCCUAACUAAGAAACUACCAUUGGAACACAGAUUUCUAAUAGUUUCUUAGCUAAAGUUUUUAAGUAAAAAAAGUACAAUCAAUUAAUUAAAAAAGCAUUAAGAAACUCUCUUGCGGUUGUAGGGUUAAAAUUGCUCUUACAUCCACUACAUCUACAUGUUCAUGAAUCAUAACCAAUCAACGACCCACUCCACUUUUAUUUUUUUUCUUGUUCAGUCCCGUUGCUAUUGUCCUAAGACUCGUAACGCUUCAAGUAAUCGAAAUAUGUGACCAUUUUUUUUAUCAUUUUG
Molecule: messenger RNA, 4063 nt
Organism: Brassica napus (rape)
Lineage: Eukaryota; Viridiplantae; Streptophyta; Magnoliopsida; Brassicales; Brassicaceae
Product: putative nuclease HARBI1
Exons: 2
Coding region: 2414-3625 (403 amino acids)
Source: RefSeq, a predicted model, not a curated record